Molecule: messenger RNA, 4398 nt
Organism: Seminavis robusta
Lineage: Eukaryota; Bacillariophyta; Bacillariophyceae; Naviculales; Naviculaceae
Source: the annotation of a GenBank genome assembly
GUACCAGUACCGGUACCGGUACCGGAGAGAGGGAAAACGAAAGACACUUGGUUGGCGGCGGACGCAGCGAUCUCUCCAGGAGGGAAUUGUGAAGCAAUCAUGAGAGAUGUCGAAGAGAGCACGGCUGAGGUGGAUGCACCCAACGGCAUCAAGUGCCUGGUCCGGCUCAUGGACACGGGAGAUGACGAAGACACACAAAUUUUGCUGGACCUGUCCUCUCUACCUUUGGAUACCACGGUUGCCUCGGUAAAGGAAAAAGUCAAGGCGAAAGCAGCAAAAGAAUUGCCUUCUGUCGACUUGGCAAUUGAGGCGCAACGCCUCUUCCUAAAUCGAGACAGAGAUAAUAUAUUCGACUGUCCAGAUGUUUGGCGCAAAGCCAUAACCGACGAUUGGCUGGAAAUUCGAUCAUUCCAGGAGUAUUUUUUCGAGACUCCAAACUCUUCAAGCAAAAGCAUUCUAUUCAACCUUUACCAUGCGCAAGUUGAUGUGCAUGUGGAAGAUCCCAAUGGUUCAAAACAAGCACUCACGCUAAGACUGCACAGAUGCGUCUCUGUUUCGGAGUUACAAGAAACAAUUCAGAAAGCUUCAGGAGUCCCACAUGCACAGCAAUACCUCUAUUACAGCAACUGGCCAAUCGUGUCGCAGCAAAUUAGAUUCUGCCUGGACAGAGAGCAAACAGUGAUCUGUGAUAGCAGACUGAACGACUACGGUGGCGACUACGGCGGCACUGAAGACGCCUACUUCAUCCAAAUGAUGCCCUUUUGUGCCUUGAUUCAUACCUUGGCUGGUGGCACCAUCCAAGUUGGUUUUCAGACUGCAUCAGACACAUUGGCUGAUCUAAAAAUCCGUCUGCAGCAUGAACCUCCAUACUCCCUUGGGCCAGUGGAAGAGCAGCAUCUCUUCUUGGAUGGAUCUCUGUUGGGAGACGACGGAAUUUCAAUGAGCUCAAUAUAUGAUGGGAGCGGGGCUCCAUUGAAGCUGUAUCUGAUACAUACAUCUGACAGCAACAUUCUUGAUGCUUCUAACCUGUGGGAGCAAGCGAGCUUUUCUAUUCCCCAAACAGAGUACCGGGCCAUAUCACUGCGACAACUGAAGCAGCUGGUUGCUUACAUCCUUCGUCACUGUGUGCAAAAUGGAUGGAGAAAUACCUUGUCGCAUCAGCUUCUUCAGCCCGAAAACCUUUCGCUGUAUGAUUUGGUUGACCAUUUGGUUAAACCUUUGACCGUAAAAAAUCAAUGCAGCUACGUCGAGCUCGUGGCAUCUGAACCUCAAAAGCCCAAAUGGUUUGUUUCUCAUGCGUGGAGUGGGACCUUCAUCGAGUUGGUGGAUUGUUUGGAUCGGCAUGCAAGGGAUCGUGGCAUGGAUGUGGACGACCCUUCAACAACCUACUGGGUCUGUGCGUUUGCGAACAAUCAACAUCGUCUUGACGGCGAACUGCCAGGUGACAGCUCACAUGAGAAUUAUCUACAAACUAUUCCUUUUUAUCGGGCAAUCAAUCUUGCAGAUGGGACUGUCUCCAUUGUAGAUACAAAGGCAACCUGUUACACCCGAAUCUGGUGUGUUUUCGAAGUGGCGAUUUCCACGGGUGUCCUCACUAAAGCAAACUCCGACAGGAGUGACAUUCAGGGCAAGCAAUCGGACCACCAUCUCUACGACGUAUACGCUAUUACUGGAGGACAGCAAUCUCGAGCAAUUGGGCUUACUGAUGGGUUAGCGCAUGUUGAUCGAAGUUGUCCUCCUGCGCAACUGGCGCGCCAGCAAGAUUUCCCGAUGGAAAUUUGCCAGAGGGCGUUGGACAUCCAGCUCGAACAUGCCAAUGCAACUGUGGAUCAGGACAAAAAGAGGAUCCUGCAUUACAUAUGCAGCACUGAAAACAAUAGGCAAGGUGUUGCAGGAGGUUUGGACAACGUUGAGGAUCCACCAACGUCACACCCUGGAUAUGAGAGAGUCAAUGCCUUGUUGAAUGGUUUCUUUGCGAUUUCAAGUUAUCGGAAUGCUCUUGAACAAGGCAAUGACAUGGCACAAUACCGAUCUGCCCUCUCUAAGCACCCGGAACUGCAGAGCUUGAAUUUAUUUCUCAGGGGCUGCCAGGCGUUCAAGGAUGAAGCGCUCUACUUUAUGCAGUCCUUACCUCCAGCUUCUCUUCGCAGAUUAGAGCUUGACUAUGGCGACAUUGGUUUUGAAUCAAGCGAUCAGUUUGCUGUCGGUUUAGGCCGACUUGUGCAACUGAAGACUUUCGAGUUAACGGUGGGGGGUGUUAUGAAUGACAGUUGCCUGAGGUGCACAAACCAUCUAUUUUUGGAAUUGCAACAGCUCACCGGCUUGAGGGAACUGGAAUUGACAUUCUCCCUUCGUGGUGAAAAGCUGCUGAUCAACUCAUUUUGCCAAAUUGGGAGGCUCACAAACUUGAAGAAAUUGCAUUUGGCCUUUUCUGGAGACGUUGAACAUCCAGACAACCUUGAUGGCCUGGCGUCGCUUGUCAACCUUGAGGAGCUCACGUUGAAUCUCAAAAGAAUGAAAUCCAUUGGAGGCUUGCGGUCACUAUCCAACUUGAAGGUUUUGAUGUUGAGCUGGGAACGGAACUGCAACUUGACGGCAAACGAAUUCUUUGAACCUCUCGAGUCCAUGUCUAAGUUGGUGAAACUUGAGCUAUGUCCUCCUACCUCACUCGCUGAAUUGAACGCCCCUCUGCUGGGCUCCAUUACAUCCCUGCGGGAAUUGAGUCUGAUAUUCAACAACUUACAGGUGACUUCGAUGCAUCUUCAUCUUGGGCCGCUUUCAUGCCUGGACACUUUCGUAUGUAGUGUGGACGACAGCCAACAGUUGCAAUCAAUUGACUUCUUGGCGGCAUGCAUUGCGACUAUGUCUGAUCUGAGGGCUUUGCGUCUGUCAAUUUUAAAGUGUGGUAUUGAAGCCGUCUCCCCUUUGUCCGAAUCUUUGUCAGGUUUGGCUUCGUCUAAGCUCGAUUUGUUUAUCAGUGAUUGCAACAGCGUCUCAAGAGAAGAUUUCCGAGAUCUUUGGAGGUCCAUUGCUUCCAGCUCUUCAAAGUUGAAGGAACUGGAGGUUUUUUGUUAUGCCAAUGCCUCCGAGGAAGAGACUUGUUUCAUGUCGGCGAACUCUGUCCAGAGUUUGCUUGAUGAAGUUGUUGAAUGGUCAAAGUAACAGUGGCUCCUCUGGGAGCUUCGUUUUUGCUUGUCGCUGUCUUCAGUGCGGGCUCUCUGAAGACGAAGGAGCAAAAUGCUUGGCGAUGGACUGAACCGGGGCAUGCUCAAGACGCAGCAAACCACGGCAGGUAGCUACAUGUAGUGCGGACGGAUGCAACGAACCAUGACAUGCAUGGUCACUGCUUUUGCUUCAGUGUUGUUGUUCGGUGUCUUUUGGUGUGAAGUCUUUGAAGACGAAGGGGCAAUAUGCCUGGGACAAAGGAGGGGACCGGGUGGACGGACAUCCGACUAGAGGGCUACCGGCUAAGAGGGCUACCAGCAAAGAAGCCACUCGGAGCAGGAAAGAUGACAAAGCUGGUUGCUUUCGCCCUUCCUUCACUUGAGCUCGACGGAGAAGCUACUCUCCCGGAGAUUUUAAAGGAGAGAUUAUUGCUAACCAUGUUGUAGUGGGGGGAUGACGAGUUCAAAAGUUCUGUGCCCUCUGUAAGGGCACCUCGUGUUUUCCCUGACUGUGUCAUGUUGGCUAGCUAUCUAUAGUUAGCACUAGAGGCAUGACCCCCAAUGGAAAAACACAAAUCUAGUACUUUGGGUGUACGAAUCUUUCGUCUAUAGCCAUGAUAGCCAAGGCACCACUUUCGCCACCAUUUCGCUGCGGAUCGACUUGAAUGGAAUUCACACCUCGGCGAGUUGGGGGCGAAUAUCCAGUACGUCUUGGUAUUGAUAUUCAAUACAGUUUGGCCAACAGGAAAUCUACUCGUCAUCAUCAUCGUCGUCAUCAUCGUCUUCAUCCUCGUCGUCAUCAUCAUCAUCGUCUUCGCCAGGCUUGAUGGAUCUCGCAUUAAACUUGUCCCAGCUCGCAAUAGUCUCCUCUUUGGAAGCUGAGCCGUGACCAUGAGAAUCGUGAGGGGCAAAAGGAUCCUCUACGUGAUCCCAAGGGUGUCGGAAUCCCAAGAUCCAUGGCAAAUCCUCACGAGCCCUGCUAAAGACCCACAACCAACAAAUCACUCCAAAGACUUCUGCAGCCGUGCCCAUCAUGGCAGGGCUGCCCUCCAUGGCGGCACCUCCUCCACCCAUGGUACGCCUCUGCACUACCGCUGUUGUAGUGGUGGAUGGCCCUCGACGCAUUCGUCGAACCGAUGUCCUACCAAUGGUGCUUGCCGCUCGAGACAACAUGGUGGCGAUACUAACUAGUCAAUAGAUAAUAGAAACAGUUGACAAUCCAAAGGAACUAGCG